Molecule: messenger RNA, 890 nt
Organism: Patiria miniata (bat star)
Lineage: Eukaryota; Metazoa; Echinodermata; Asteroidea; Valvatida; Asterinidae
Product: deoxyuridine 5'-triphosphate nucleotidohydrolase-like
Exons: 6
Coding region: 16-882 (288 amino acids)
Biological process (GO): dUTP catabolic process; dUMP biosynthetic process
Molecular function (GO): magnesium ion binding; dUTP diphosphatase activity
Source: RefSeq, a predicted model, not a curated record
UAGAUUGCCUUUUACAUGUAUGUUCAUAAGGUGAUUUGUUUAACUUGGAAUUUUAGGCCUCAUAAUAUUCAUGAGCCAAGCAUCGUUCUUUCUUUGGUCAAUGUUCCAACACGUCUGGGAAGUGAAAGGGCAACUCUGCAUGAGCUCAAGCACGGCACAGGUACUAGGUGUAGCUCCUCCCACCGGAAAAUGAUUAGCAUGAGAAGAGGAUUGUGGGGCAAGGUUUCGCGCCAAAAUCAAACGAUUCCGCGCGAAAUCUUGUCAUUUCCUAGCGGAGGCGGAGGAUCGGUGUACGAUACAACCUUGUCUUUGGCAACAGUGUCUUCAAGUUCAAGCACAGAAUUUACCGAUCAAAUGCCUGGUGCUGCUGAAGAAACGACCUAUUCUCCGUCUUCUAAACGUGCCAGGCUCGACGAAGGAAAUAUGCCGACCAACACGGCAAUAUUGCCCCCAGUUCUGCGCUUUGCAAAACUGUCGGAGAACGCAACGCCACCAGUGAGGGGUUCAGAAUUAGCCGCCGGCCAUGAUUUGUACAGCGCCGAGGAUAAAAUCGUUCCAGCAGAGGGCAAACAGACAGUGAUGACGGACAUUACGAUUGAGCUUCCAGAAGGAUGUUAUGGAAGAGUGGCACCAAGAUCGGGAUUGGCCCGGAAAAAUCAUAUUGAUGUUGGUGCUGGUGUUAUAGACAGGGACUAUCGGGGUAACGUUGGCGUUGUUAUGUUUAACCUUGGCAAGGAGGACUUCAAAGUGGAGAAGGGUAGCCGCAUCGCACAAUUGAUAUGCGAGAGAAUACUCUAUCCCGAGUUGGAAGAAGUGACAAAAGAAGAACUGACCGAGACCAAACGUGGUAGUGGUGGAUACGGAUCAACAGGAACCAAAUGAGCAUUUUA